AUGAGUGCCGGGGGUGUUUCAGAGGCCAGACCUGCCACACCAGAAAUCCAGGAGAUUGCUAACAAGGUCAAACCUCUGCUUGAAGAGAAAACCAAUGAGAAAUAUGAAAUAUNCAAGGCCGUCGAGUAUAAAUCNCAAGUCGUUGCUGGACAAAAUUUGUUCAUUAAGGUGGAUGUAGGGGGUGGCUGUUUCAUCCACUUAAAAGUCUUCAAGAGUCCUUCUGGAGAGAGUAAUUAUGAACUUAGUGGUUAUCAGACUAACAAAACCGAGAAUGAUGAGCUGACCUACUUCUAAGCAGCAAAUUCUAAAGUGAUGUGAUUCCUCUCAUUGUAAAGAAAUUUGGCCAUCAAUAAAGAAGCAAUCUU
Messenger RNA from Mus pahari (shrew mouse), 365 nucleotides. RefSeq names its product cystatin A (gene Csta). The transcript has 3 exons. Bases 1 to 294 code for a protein of 97 amino acids. NCBI's taxonomy places the organism in Eukaryota, Metazoa, Chordata, Mammalia, Rodentia, Muridae. Gene Ontology annotation, cellular component: cytosol. The record is from RefSeq and is a predicted model, not a curated record. Gene Ontology annotation, molecular function: cysteine-type endopeptidase inhibitor activity.